AUGGGCAGGAAGUUCUUCGUCGGCGGUAACUGGAAAUGCAAUGGAACCACUGAAGAAGUGAAGAAGAUAGUGAAUGUACUCAAUGAAGGUCAAGUUCCAUCUCAAGAUGUCGUUGAGGUUGUGAUUAGCCCACCGUUUGUGUUUCUUCCGGUGGUGAAGGAUUUGUUGCGGCCUGAUUUUCAUGUUGCGGCCCAAAACUGUUGGGUCAAAAAGGGGGGUGCUUUCACCGGUGAGGUUAGUGCGGAGAUGCUUCUCAAUUUGGGUAUUCCUUGGGUUAUCCUUGGGCAUUCUGAGAGGAGACUUAUCUUAAAUGAAUCAAAUGAGUUUGUUGGGGAUAAGGUUAAAUAUGCACUUUCUCAAGGAUUAAAGGUGAUAGCUUGUGUUGGUGAGACUCUUGAACAACGUGAAGCAGGAUCUACUAUGGAUGUUGUUGCUUCACAAACUAAAGCAAUUGCAGAGCGAGUCUCAGACUGGUCAAAUAUUGUUUUGGCCUAUGAACCUGUGUGGGCUAUUGGAAGUGGGAAAGUUGCUACUCCAGCUCAAGCUCAGGAAGUACAUUCGGAACUCAGGAAAUGGCUUCAUGCAAACACCAGUCCUGAGGUUGCUGCAACAACCCGGAUAAUCUAUGGAGGAUCUGUAAACAGUGCAAACUGCAAGGAAUUGGCAGCUCAGCCUGAUGUUGAUGGAUUUUUGGUCGGUGGAGCUUCUCUGAAGCCGGAGUUCAUUGACAUUAUCAAGUCUGCUGAGGUGAAGAAAAAUGCCUGAGUUUGUUUCAUGCCUAGCAUGCUGAGUCGAGGAAGCUUUUUUUUUUCAGGAAGGUAUAUGGAAUCCAUUGGGUACAAAUUUUAGACAUUUUUGAGGAAUAAGUUAUGCUUUUUGUAUUUUGAU
This is a messenger RNA of Pistacia vera, 888 nucleotides long. RefSeq names its product triosephosphate isomerase, cytosolic-like. Lineage: Eukaryota; Viridiplantae; Streptophyta; Magnoliopsida; Sapindales; Anacardiaceae. Gene Ontology annotation, cellular component: cytosol. Bases 1 to 765 code for a protein of 254 amino acids. Gene Ontology annotation, biological process: glyceraldehyde-3-phosphate biosynthetic process; glycerol catabolic process; gluconeogenesis. The record is from RefSeq and is a predicted model, not a curated record. The transcript has 9 exons. Gene Ontology annotation, molecular function: triose-phosphate isomerase activity.